UUGUACUUUGCUUCAUUUUGCACAUUUGUUAUUGUUUGGUUGUUCUUUUUCUUGCAUAUUUGCACAGUAUUUAUUUGCUUUUAGACACACUUGAGGCCAUUCAGGAAGUGUGGUGUCUCCAGCCAUGUCGGCUGCCCGUGCCGGCAUGCGGAGGCACCACAGUGUGAGAUUUCUUUUCAAAGAAAAGGAUGGUAAGCUCCUGGAGAUGUCCAGACUGGACUUCUCCAGGAAACUCAUUCAGAAGGCCCUUGGCUUUUCCCCCAAGGAGCUAAAUUGUGUUCUGACUCUGCCCUUCAACAAAGGCUUUGAUAUCAGUUUUGUUACUGCAGCUGUGUUACAAGACUUUUGGCAACGUUUUGAAAAGGUUAAGACCCAGUUUUCGGCAUUCAGUGUGGAGAAACUGACUGACAACUCCCUGAAAGUGGUUGUUGUUAGAAUGUUCAAUGAAAUGGUGAAUGCUGAAGAUAUCUGUAUGUGGCUGGGUAGAUAUUGCACUGUGAAGGGCCAGGCUACCAAGGUGAGAGAUGAAGACGGCAUCUGGAACUGUGCCUGGAGGGUCCCCAUCCAGCAAUGGCAGGACCCUCAGGGAUACCAGGGCCUGAGGCAUCUCCCAUCCAUGGUAGUCCUUGGUGAGAACAGGGGCUACAUUCACUACCAGGGCAUGCCCAAGCUCUGCCGCAAGUGUGGCGAGCAUGGACACCUGGCAGAAGCUUGCCAAAACACAGUUUGCGGUAAAUGUAGAGAAAUUGGGCAUUCCUUUGAAGAAUGUCCCAAUGGCAGAAAGUGCAAUCUCUGUGGAGAAUCAAAUCACCUUUUCAGAGAUUGCCCAAUGUCUUUUGCCAACAAAUUGAAAGCCAAGAGAAAGCAAGAAAGUGAAAUCGAAAAAGAAAAUAGCCCACAGGAAAAUGGCCGAAAAGUAACAGUCGAGGUGCUAAUUGAAGAGGAGGGGCUGGGAAAUUCAAAUCUCCCACCAAAAUCCGUGGUUGGUGGAGAGGAGCCCGGUGAGGUGGGACAAGGGGAGGAGCCUGGCUCCAACUCAGCAGAGGGCGCUGCUGAGGGAGAUAGAGAAAGCCAGGCAGCAGGUGGAGCUGGACAAGAAUCAACUGUGUCAGGCCUAAGCGCCACUGAUUCCACGGCCAGCCUGAUCACAGUUGAUGACGAACAAGAACAAGCAGGGUCCAGCGACACCUCCCUCCCCAAUGCCCAGCCCAACCUCAAGAGAACUGCAUCUGAACUGUCCAGCUCCGAGGCUAAUGCAGCCUCAGAGAAGAAGGGAAGGGCCGAGCUCGUCUCAUACAGCUCCCCUGUGGAGCAGCUCGGAGCCUUCCCUUCCAGUUCACCCAAUCAGUGCUCAUUUCUUGGUAUAGCACUACAGUCAACUCCUUUGGAAAAGCGUGCAGACAUUGCGUUCCGGAGAAAAGAAUCUCAGGCCUCACCCCCCGAUUGCAUGGGGAUAGUGAAGUGA
Molecule: messenger RNA, 1465 nt
Organism: Acanthopagrus latus (yellowfin seabream)
Lineage: Eukaryota; Metazoa; Chordata; Actinopteri; Spariformes; Sparidae
Exons: 2
Coding region: 125-1465 (446 amino acids)
Biological process (GO): activation of innate immune response
Molecular function (GO): double-stranded DNA binding; RNA binding; zinc ion binding
Source: RefSeq, a predicted model, not a curated record